Messenger RNA from Plasmopara halstedii, 514 nucleotides. RefSeq lists its product as uncharacterized. Lineage: Eukaryota; Oomycota; Peronosporomycetes; Peronosporales; Peronosporaceae. The transcript has a single exon. Bases 209 to 403 code for a protein of 64 amino acids. The record is from RefSeq and is a predicted model, not a curated record.
AUGCCAAUAUGCCACAUCGCAGGAUGUACAAAUUUUGCCGUAUCUCGUGGUUGCUGUGUGCGUCAUGGUGGUGGCACUCGUUGCACAAUUUCCGGGUGUCCAAAUCGCGCCAAGCUGUACAAUAAAUGCUUUCAACACGGUGGAUUUAAAUCUUGCGCGAUAGAGACGUGUACGCGCAAGGCAAAGAGAUACGGUUAUUGUUGGUCACAUGGCGGUGGUCGUAUCUGUGAGAUUCCUGAGUGCAAAAAGGUUUCGACACAAGGUGGUCUCUGUUGGGCACAUGGUGGUGGUAAUCGAUGUAAGCAGGAGAGCUGCAGCCGUCGUGCGUAUCAGAAAAAUGGGUACUUCUGUGGGAAUCAUGCGUCGUGAGAGUGUGAGAAAGUAUCCAUUAUUUUUUCUUUAGUAAUUAUGUUACCAAAUGUUGCUAUCACCAUAAAAAUGCACAGAAACGUAGCAAACGAAAAAUUAAGCCAAAGUAUCAUUUAACAUCAAUCGAGAGAUUUUCCAACUGCUG